Molecule: messenger RNA, 2654 nt
Organism: Cyprinus carpio (common carp)
Lineage: Eukaryota; Metazoa; Chordata; Actinopteri; Cypriniformes; Cyprinidae
Product: cell adhesion molecule 3
Exons: 13
Coding region: 720-2363 (547 amino acids)
Biological process (GO): homophilic cell-cell adhesion
Cellular component (GO): presynaptic membrane
Source: RefSeq, a predicted model, not a curated record
GUGCGAGAAAAGAAGCGAUGAGUGAGGGAGGCGGUGCGGGUGGCUGCGUUUUGGGUCGCAUGUCAUACAAUUGCAGCAGGUAUCAUCAUCUCAUCCCAACAGUCGAGAUGAGGCGAGGCUUCGCUGCUCGCGCUGAACAUCAACACACACACACACACACAGUUUGACAGCCACUGUCCGUCCUUGCCUCCCUCUCUAGUAGCAAAACAAUACAGAGCAUCUUUGCGCGCGAUCGCACGCCCGCCCCGCAGGCAACGCCAUGACUUGCACAGUUCACAAAAGCGCAAUAAGAGAGAGGAAUAGGCAGCCAAACGACCUGGACUACUGUGUGAGCGCUCGCGCGCGCGCGGUUGUGGCCACGGUCGCUUGAGGCCGCGCGCUGAAUUCUCAACGGGCGACAGGUGCACCUUCCUCUCGCGAGCGGGAGAAUAAAUGAGAGCGGUGUUAAAGGCUACCAGGAGGAUGUCGGGGACAGCUCUCUACAAAGCAAAAUUCUUGUCAAGCACGCGCUCGCUUUUACGUUGCGUUUGUCAAUUCGGAGUCGUUUUCUGGGUUACUGAGUGACGAAGGGAAUGUUUUCGAUCACUGCGUCACACAUCACACACUGCGAGUGACAAGAGACGAUCAAUGGACGCACUGGGGCAGCGCUAAGCGCUUCGCCGAAAAUUCUCCACUUCUCCGUGCCUCGAGAGGACUGUUGGCUUUAACGCGCUGGACGGAUGAGCGGGAUGCGCGCGCGUCAGAGUAUGACAUUCUCGGCAUUCCAGCGGGCCGCUCUCAGGGCGCUCGCGGCCUUGACGAUGCUUCUGGCGACCUCCGUUCGGAGCAACUUCGUUUUCGAUGAUGACCCCUUCCAGCCAGUUACCCAAGAUGAGACGGUGGCAGUGGGUGGGGUGGUGACCCUGACCUGCAGUGUGAAGGAAAAUGACAACUCCUCUCUCCAGUGGUCCAACACGGCUCAGCAGACCCUGUACUUUGGAGAAAAGAGAGCACUGAGAGAUAACCGUAUCCAGUUGGUAAAGUCCACGGGCACAGAGCUGAUAAUCUCCAUCUCGGACGUUCAGCUGUCAGAUGAUGGAGAGUACACCUGUUCAAUUUUCACCAUGCCUGUACGGACUGCACGAGCCACAGUUACUGUACUGGGUGUUCCAGGUAAGCCGGUGAUAACAGGUUUUGAUGAUCCUGUUGAGGAGGGCGGGAAGGUUUCUCUCACAUGCACAAGUUCAGGCAGCAAACCUCCUGCUAAACUACACUGGUACCGUGAUCAAGAGGAGAUACAAGGGCGUCCUGAUGUUGUGGAGUCCAACACUGAUGAACCGACCUACACAGUAACCAGCGAGCUCACCCUCACCGUCACCAGAGACGAUAACAACGCUCUGAUCGCUUGUGCGGUGGAUCACCCAUCCAUUGCCAAUGGAGACAAGAGGACAGAGCAGCCCCUCAGCGUCUUGUUUUCUCCAAGCGUGUCCAUUCAGCCAGAGAGUGACCUGCCCAGAGAAGGAGAGAAGUUUUUCCUGCAGUGUGUGGGGAAUGGAAAUCCAGAGCCGACUGCGUUUGUGUGGCGGAGAAAAGAUGCAGAGCUCCCCCCACUGGCAAAGGUGGAUGGUGCGUUCCUGCGCUUUGAAUCCCUCAACAAGUCGGAUAAUGGUGUUUAUGAGUGCGAGGCUGAUAACGGGAUCGGCAUGGGGGACAUAGCGCACACCCUUCUGGUACAAGACCAGGAAGAUUCAGACCUCUUUAUUCUCACCUCUACUCUCCCUUCAUCCUCUGCUUUUCCCACUGAUUCUCCUGAACCUUCAGUUUCAACAUCUACUGAAGACAAAACUAUUCCUCCAUUCUCUUCUUCGUCGUCUUCCACUACCUUCCCCACCUCCACUCUUACCAUCUCCUCGACUCUCCCUCCUUUCACUUCUGCUCCUUCCACUCUCCCUCCUUCUCCUGAAGUUCCCACAACCUCUCUUUCCAACGCUCUCUUCCCUGAUCUCACUCUUCUGCCCUCCUCCGUUCCUACUCGCACCCCUCCCUCACCCCCCUCCUCCUCCCCUGCCACUCCAUCAUCUGUUCCUCGGCUGAAUGGAGUGCACACCUUUACAGAAGAAGCCGGGGUGAAGGCUGCAGACCCCACAGCGAUGUCCACCUCUUCAGGAGUAGACCAUGCUGUGAUUGGUGGAGUAGUUGCUGUCAUUGUCUUCAUCAUGCUUUGUCUCCUCAUCGUCCUCGGCAGAUACCUCAUCAGACACAAAGGUACGUACCUGACUCAUGAAGCGAAAGGAUCCGACGAUGCUCCUGAUGCAGACACGGCCAUCAUUAACGCUGAGGGUGGCCACUCUGGGGUGGAUGACAAGAAAGAGUACUUCAUUUAGAGAUCCAUCCCUCCGCUCCCUCUUCCUUCACACGCUUCAGUUCACUCAGCCUGACAGGGAAAAACGGGGAUGGCAGAGAGAGCGGAAAUAUGUGAGGAAAAAAAAAACAAAACAAGUGUUGACCUGUUCGAACUGAAGGACCUCAAAUAAGGUUUGACACACAGGACAGGGAAGUGAGAGUUACGCACUGGCGCGUGGGCUCAUUUACACACACACACACACACACACACACACACACACACACACACACACACACACACACACACACACACACACACACACACACACACA